ACACACACCACACAACACACACUCGUAUUUUUAUAAUUUAAUCUCAUUCAAAUUAAAUUCCCACUUCAUAUAUUUUUUUCUUGUCUUUGUUUGAAUUUCCAUCAUCCAUUCAAUUCAUGCUCAAUUGUGAACUUAUUAUCAUCAAUGGCACUUCCCUCAUUCAAACCACACAACAACCCCUUAUCAAAACAUUCCAAUUUCCAACAUUUAACUAACCCAACAACCUUAAUUCAAUCAUGGUCAUCAUCUUCCUCUAAACCCAACAACACUCUCACUCUAAUUUCCUCAAAGUUUCAAUCUUUAUUAUUACAUUGUUCCACUAAACCAGACACCAGCUCCAACAGCAACACUCAUCACAGCAAACAAAACCAUGAUGAACCCAAUUCACUUUCCAACAAUUCCCACAAGGAAUCACAACCACAAGAUCAAAAUCAAACAUUUUCAUCUUCAUCGCCUUCUUCUUCAACUACAAAUACCAGUACUUCUUUGUUUUCAAGAAGAGGGUUGGUGUUUGAUUUGGGUUUUUCAAACUCAUGGGACAGUGAAGACAUUGGAUCACCAGUAGUGAAAAGGUUUCAAAGUGAUGAAGAAGAGAGAUGGUACAUCUGGUACCAUGGAAAACCAAAAGGAAAACCUUCUUCUGAUUUAAUAGGGUUAGCAAUUUCAAGCAAUGGUGUUCAUUGGGAACGCGGUGGAGGCCCUGCAAAAUCAAGUACUGAUGUUGGUUUUGUGAUGAAUUGUGGUAAUAAUUGGUGGGGUUUUGAUACUCAUGGAAUUAGGCCUUCUGAAUUGGUAAUCAUGUCUAGUUAUAGAGUUAGAGGUUCAAAUCCUGUUUAUUGGCUUUAUUACACUGGUUAUAGUUCUGAAUCUGUAGAGUUUUGUGAUCAAUCUUUUAAGUUUAGUUUUGAUAACCCAAUUGGUUUAAAUGAUGAAUUUUUUUGUAAAAGUAAGAUUUUGAAGUCAUUGCCUGGUUUGGCUAUUAGUCAAGAUGGUAGGCAUUGGGCUAGAAUUGAAGGAGAGCAUCAUAGUGGAGCAUUGAUUGAUGUUGGUGAUGACAAAGAUUGGGAUUCUUUGUUUAUUUCUUCACCACAAGUUGUUUAUCAUGGAAAUGGUGACUUAAGGAUGUAUUAUCAUUCAUUUGAUUUGGAGAAAGGGGAAUUCGGUAUUGGGAUAGCUAGGUCAAGAGAUGGAAUAAGGUGGUUGAAGUUGGGGAAAAUUAUGGGGGGAGGUAAAGUUGGUUGUUUCGAUGAGUUCGGAGCGAUGAACGCGUGCGUAACGAGGAACAAGAUUGAUGGAAACUAUAUGAUGGCAUAUGAAGGUGUAGGUGGUGAUGGUAGGAGAUGUAUUGGUGUGGCUGUUUCUCCUGAUGGGUUGAAGGAAUGGGUUAGGCUUCAAGAUGAGGCUGUUUUGAAACCAUCAGAUGAAGGUUGUUGGGAUGAUAAAGAAGUUGGAUCACCUUGUUUUGUUUGUAUGGAUGAUGAAGAAAAUGAAUGGAGAUUGUAUUAUAGAGGUGUUGGUAAUGGAGGAAGAGUUGGAAUUGGAAUGGCUGUUUCUGAAGGGAAUGAUGUUAGAAGUUUUAGAAGAUGGACUGGUUUUCAUGUAUAAGUUAUUACAUGUAUGUCAUGUUCUGUUAUCAAUUAUUUAUAUUUUUUUUAACAAUACAAUAUCUAUAAUGUUUGGAUUGACAGUGACUUCAGUGAAAUUAUGGUGGUAGCGUGAUUUUGUUGAAACUUCAAAUUGUAGUUUUUAUCAAAAUUAUAGUAACACGUUGUCAUUCUA
This is a messenger RNA of Cicer arietinum (chickpea), 1779 nucleotides long. RefSeq lists its product as uncharacterized. Lineage: Eukaryota; Viridiplantae; Streptophyta; Magnoliopsida; Fabales; Fabaceae. The record is from RefSeq and is a predicted model, not a curated record.